Fusarium sp. VM40 is the source of this 1830-nucleotide messenger RNA. The record is from the annotation of a GenBank genome assembly. NCBI's taxonomy places the organism in Eukaryota, Fungi, Ascomycota, Sordariomycetes, Hypocreales, Nectriaceae.
AUGUGGUCCAAGCCUCUCCUGGCCCUUGCCGCCUUCGCCCUCACCCCCGCCGAUGCCAUAUGGCCUGUGCCUAAGAAGAUUUCUACUGGAGACAAGGCACUCUUCAUCGAUCAGACCAUUGAUAUCACCUACAAUGGAGAUUUUGUAUGCUGGACUCUUCCCGAUUCCGACUCUGGUUCUUGUAACCGCACUGCGCGACUUUAUACUGAAACUUUGCUUAAUGAACAGGUUCCAUACACUUACAACUACCAGCCUGAUGCCGGCUCCAAGUUCAGCAGCAAGCAGAUUGUUCAGGCUGGUGUCUCGCGUGCCCUCCAGGGCAUCUUCAAAGACAACUUUGUGCCCUGGAAGCUUCGCGAGCGCGGUUCGGAUUUUGAGCCUGAUCUGCAGAAGAAGACGUGGGUGAAAUCGCUUGAGAUUACUCAGACUGAGGAGGAUGACAAGAGCACCUUCAAACCUCUUGCCGGUGAAGUUGACGAGUCGUACUCGCUCUCGCUCUCUGAAGAUGGUAAGGCUUCCAUCAAGGCCAAGACCUCCACCGGUGUCCUGCACGGACUUGAGUCGUUUCUUCAGCUCUUCUUCAAGCACAGCUCUGGCACUUCCUGGUACACGCCGCAUGCACCGGUCUCAAUUGAGGACAAGCCCGAAUAUCCUCACCGAGGUAUCCUUCUCGAUGUCGCUCGUAACUUUUUCGAGGUUGAUCAUAUCAAGCGCACCAUUGACGCCAUGUCCUGGAGCAAGCUGAACCGCCUUCAUCUUCACAUCACUGACUCGCAAUCCUGGCCGCUUGAGAUUCCCGCCCUGCCCAAGCUGGCUGAGAAGGGAGCUUACCACAAGAGCCAAACCUACUCUCCCGAGGAUCUCGCUAGCAUCCAGGAGUACGGUAUCCACCGUGGAGUCGAGGUAAUCCUGGAGAUUGACAUGCCCGGCCACAUUGGCGUUGUUGAGCUCGCGUACAAGGACCUUAUUGUCGCUUACAACGAGAAGCCGUAUCAGUGGUGGUGCAAAGAGCCCCCAUGUGGUGCGUUCCGAAUGAACAGCUCCGACGUCUAUGACUUCCUCGACACCUUAUUCGAUGACCUUUUCCCUCGCAUCGCCCCUUACAGCGCUUAUUUCCACGCUGGUGGAGACGAGUUGAACCACAACGACUCCAGGCUUGAUCCUGAUGUGCGCUCCAACGAGACUAGUGUCCUGGCACCUCUUUUGCAGAAGUUUGUCGACUACACCCACGGCAAGAUUCGCGACGCUGGAUUAGCUCCGUUUGUGUGGGAAGAGAUGAUCACUGAGUGGAACAUGACGCUGGGCAAGGAUGUGGUGAUUCAGUCUUGGCUCGGUGGCGGUGCUGUCAAGGACUUGGCCGAGGCAGGCCACAAGGUCAUUGACAGCGACUACAAUUUCUGGUACCUUGACUGCGGUCGUGGGCAGUGGCUCAACUUUGACAACGGCCCGGCCUUCCAGACCUACUACCCCUUCAACGACUGGUGCGGUCCUACCAAGAGCUGGCGGCUCAUUUACUCUCACGAUCCUCGUGCUGGUCUGUCGGAGGAAGCGGCCAAGCUUGUUCUCGGUGGUGAGGCGGCGGUCUGGACUGAGACCAUCGACCCCGUCAACCUCGACACCAUUGUGUGGCCUCGCGCGGCUGUGAUGGGCGAGGUCCUCUGGUCAGGCCGUACUGACGCCUCGGGUCAGAACAGGUCGCAGUACGACGCUGCACCUAGACUGGCUGAGCUGCGUGAACGCAUGGUAGCACGUGGUGUUAGUGCUUCACCUAUUCAGAUGACAUUCUGUACACAGGGCAAUGCCACUGAAUGUGCACAAUUUGAUGGAUGA